Messenger RNA from Anguilla anguilla (European eel), 4968 nucleotides. Its product is annotated as cadherin-12-like. Gene Ontology annotation, molecular function: calcium ion binding; cadherin binding. Gene Ontology annotation, cellular component: catenin complex; adherens junction; plasma membrane. The coding region runs from base 707 to 3163 and encodes 818 amino acids. The transcript has 12 exons. The record is from RefSeq and is a predicted model, not a curated record. Gene Ontology annotation, biological process: multicellular organism development; cell morphogenesis; calcium-dependent cell-cell adhesion. NCBI's taxonomy places the organism in Eukaryota, Metazoa, Chordata, Actinopteri, Anguilliformes, Anguillidae.
UUACCCUGACACCGCAGGGACACGUGCUGCUGCUCCUCCUGUGUCUCUCUGUGUCAUUAUUCCCCACAAGCAUCCAGCCACCGCACGCGAGGCAGGCUGAGAGACAGUGAGAGGGGGAGAGAGAGAGACAGAGAGAGAGAGGGAGAGAGAGAGAGAGAGAGAGAGAUAGAGAGAGAGGGAGAGAGAGAGAGAGACUAAAAGAUCUGAGACAUCGCAAGACAGGUACAGAGAAAUAGAGGAAGCGAUAAAAAGAAGAAUAAGAGAGAGAAUAAGAGAGACAGUCAGGGACUAAAAGAGAAAGCAAGCGAAAAAGAGAAAAACAGAGAGCGUGAAGAGGGAGGGGGGAAAUUAAGACAGGGAGGCAUAGAAUGAGUGAGAGGGAGGGGGAGUGAGAGGUAGAGCAAGGAGGGGAAGAGAGAGCGAGAGAGGAGAAGAGAGGAGCUGGAGACGAGUCGCUUGCUAUACGGGCUCCGUGCACUGCGCCCGGGAUAGUUUGCAUGUUACUGUCAUUAACCAUUUGGAUUAAACUGCCGUGAACUCUACGUGACAGACAAGAAUUCAAUCAAGGCACUGUUUUCUGGAUGACUUUGUGGUCUGGAUAACCCCUCAAGAGCUUCCGAAUCCCUUUGCUGGAUUGGAGUUCUGCAUGCUGCCAAGCAGACAUAUUUUUUGGAAUUAACGGGAUCUUGGACGUCACAGUUUUCAAAUGCUUACAAGGAACUGCUCACUGCUGUUCCUCUGCUUUCUCCUGGACAAGGGACUCCUCUCUCCUCUUCACUCGCCACCACAAGGCAGGCUGGGAAAGGAACACCACAGAGGCAUCAUGGGACUGCGGAGGAAUGGAGGGGCGGGGUUUCAGAGGGUGAAAAGGGGCUGGGUUUGGAACCAGUUCUUUGUUCUGGAAGAGUACAUGGGUUCUGACCCACAGUAUGUAGGGAAGCUUCACACGGACCUGGACAAGGGCGACAGCAUUGUGAAAUACACCCUCUCUGGUGAGGGAGUCGGCUCCAUUUUCACCAUCGACCAGACGACGGGGGACAUCCACGCCGUGCAGAGCCUGGACAGAGAGAUGAAGCCUUUCUACACGCUCCGCGCCCAGGCCGUGGACCUGCGCUCCGGCAGGCCCCUGGAACCCGAGUCCGAGUUCAUCAUCAAGGUCCAGGACAUAAACGACAACGAGCCCAGGUUCCUGGAUGGGCCGUACGCUGCUAGUGUCCCCGAGAUGUCUCCAGUAGGUACAUACGUCAUGCAAGUGACUGCCACUGAUGCAGAUGACCCCACCUAUGGCAACAGUGCACGUAUCGUAUACAGCAUCUUACAUGGACAGCCAUACUUCUCUGUUGAUCCUAGGACAGGAGUGAUCCGGACGGCUCUGCCAAACAUGGACAGAGAAGUGAAGGAAAUCUACCAGGUUCUCAUCCAAGCCAAGGACAUGGGGGGGCAGCUGGGGGGCCUGGCAGGGACGACCACCGUCAACAUCACCCUUAGCGACCUCAACGACAACCCACCCAGGUUCUCAAAAAGUAUAUUUCACCUUAGAGUUCCAGAAUCGUCACCUGUGGGGUCAGCCGUGGGUAGAAUCAAAGCGCAUGACCUAGACACCGGGAAAAAUGCAGAGGUGGAGUACUACAUAGUGCCCGGAGAUGGGGGCCACAUGUUUGACAUCGUCACUAACGAACACCAGGAAGGGAUUGUCCUCCUUAAAAAGCGUUUAGACUACGAAACGAAAAAGUCCUACGCCUUCAAGGUGGAGGCGUCCAACGUGCAUCUGGACCCCCGCUUCCUUCACCUGGGCCCCUUUAAGGACACGGCCACCGUGAAGAUCAACGUCCUGGAUGUAGACGAGCCCCCUGUUUUCAACAGGCCGUCCUACAGCAUGGAGGUCUACGAGGACGCGUCCUUCGGCACGGUCAUCGGAUCGGUGACUGCUCAGGACCUGGACGUCAGCGGCAGCGACGUGAGAUAUUCCAUUGAGUGGAAGAGGGACCAAGACAGCUACUUUGACAUUGAUCCAGUGACAGGGACAAUUUCCACCAUCGAUGUCCUGGACAGAGAGCGAAUUGCAAAACACAAUAUCUCUGUUGUGGCAACUAAAGUUGGUAACCCGGCCCUGUCCAGAAAAGUACCAGUCACCAUCAAUGUGCUCGAUGUCAAUGAGUUUCCCCCUGAGCUGGCCAUGAACUAUGAGUCAUUUGUGUGUGAGAAUUCAAAACCAGGGCAGGUGAUUCAAACUAUCACGGCGAGAGACAGCGACAGCCCCCCAAUGGGGCCGAGGUUCUUCUUUCGGUCACCUCCGCAGGACUUCAAGGACAAAAACUUCACCAUUCGGGACUAUGGGAACAACACGGCCGGGGUGGUGACCCGACGGAGCGGGUUCCGGCGCCGGGCCCAGGACCUGUACCUGCUGCCCGUGGUGAUCGAGGACAUCGGCCACCCGGUCCUGAGCAGCACGGGGACGCUGACGGUGCGCGUGUGCGCCUGCGACCGCGGCGGCCUGCUCCUGUCCUGCAGCGCCGAGGCCGUCUUCCUGCCCGUGGGGCUCAGCAGGGGGGCGCUGAUAGCCAUCCUCGUCUGCAUCGUCAUCCUCCUGGUCAUGGUGGUUCUGUACGUGGGCCUCAGACGGCAGAAGGACAAGGGCACCCUGAUGACCUCCAAGGAGGACAUCCGCGACAACGUCAUCCACUACGACGACGAGGGGGGCGGGGAGGAGGACACCAACGCCUUCGACAUCGGCACCCUGCGCAACCCCAAGGCCGUGGUGCAGGAGAAGGGCUUCUGCCAGGACGUCCGGCCAGGGUCCGGACCCAGGGGCGCCACGGCGGCUCCGUCCCAGGACGGCCCCGACGUACGGGACUUCAUCCAGCGCCGCCUGCAGGAGUCUCACCUGGACUCCUCGGCGCCCCCGUACGACUCGCUGGUCACCUUCGCUUACGAGGGGGACGGGUCCGUGGCCGAGUCCCUGAGCUCCAUCGAGUCCCGGGGAGCCGAGGCGGAGGAGGACUACAGACGCCUCUGUGAGUGGGGACCCCGUUUCCAAACGCUGGCGGGGAUAUUCAGUGGGAAGGACCCUCAGUCCUGCGAGGCAGAGAGAGUGGCGGCAGCAGAGACAAACGAUGGAUCAGCGGAGUUAACGAGAGACACCACAGAGGAAGAACAAACUUAGCUUUCAUUCUUUUUUGCAUUUAUCCUUUCAUACUUCAGUUGUACUCCUAUUUACCUCUGAAUUUUCCUUCAUAACAGCUGUGUAACUCCUUAAAAAGCACUACAUAGCACCUCCAUUAGCACUACAUAAUUCAUAAAUUGUGUCAAUAGCCGCAAUAAGGCAUAUGGUGUGUUACUAAUGAUACAGCAAUGACAUUAGCACGAUACACCUCGUGACAUUCACCUGCCUAUUUGCUUUAUUGAUAUGAGCAUCCAUGAAUGUCACAGCGGUUUUUAAGAAGGUGCUAUAUAGUAUUUAUGAAGGAGUUAUAGAGCUUUUAAGACGGACCAUUCAUUAAAAAGUUAGCCAUGUAUUGCUCUCUUUAGGGACAAAUGCUGGCAAAUACUGAACAAUGAACCAACUGUGUAAUUAAUCUUUGUUUUCUUUUGUAGUAUUUUUACAUGAUUUGUUUCUGUAUUGAUUUCUAGAAUCUUCAUUUGAAUUAUUGAAUUGAAUAUUUGAAUUUAUUGUCCUAACAGUAGUAAGAAAAAAAAGUAUUUCCAAAGGGAGAGAUCUCUCUUUAAUAUCCUUGAAAGUGCCUCAUGGACUGUCCUGUUUCUUAGACCUCAUGUUGCUAUACAAAUCCUAUUGUGUUUCUUGUAAGUCUGAAUCCUAGAACAAAGGUUGUAGGAAACUUAAAACUGUUUAAUUGUAGGAGGGAGCAGCAUACUUAUAAAAUGUCAACUGGGAUAAAAUUUGAUCCCAGAUUUGCCAAAUAUAUUUUGAUUGUUAUUUGUGUACAUGUUUGAGUACUUAUGUUCAUUAUCAAUUAGUUUAAUCUUUGACAAGAAGAAGAGGGAUUUCUGUUGUAUCUAUCCAUGGCUCUCAGUGCAGGAACAGCUCAGUAAUGAGACAGAUUUCAGGACUUGUAAUGGUUGUACAAUUGUUUAGGGCUACAGAUUGAUUUUUUUGGGAUUCAGGUCAUGUUAUAAACAUGCUUUCUAAAUUAAACACAACAUGAGGACUCUUUAGUACUUGAGUUUUCUUAAUUUUGUUUAUUUGUUUUCCUCUCAAACACAUAACAGAAUCUGGCCGGUAUCCAAUCGACAUUAGUGCUAAAAUUUGGCUUAAAAGUAAAUGUUCGCAAUCUGGUGUGUUCUGAAAUCACUCAAAUUAACACAUCAAAAAGAAAAAAAAAGAAGUUCUUCUGCAUUUAGAAGUCAAAGUUGAUAACAACUGUUGAUUACGUUCAGGCAUUUAUUUAUUAUUAACAAUAAGUAAACAGAAGCAAGUGAGUAUGUGAAAGAAUAUUAUAAUAAAUGUGAAUGUUUUACUACUAAACCUUGACACAACAUAGGCUGGGCAGACAUACACUGGCACUGUAUAAGCCUCAUGUGUCUUGGUCAGAUCUAUAGUCUAUUACAGGAUGAGAUGCGUACUGUGUGCUGCACCAGCUUUGUGUGAGACAAAUGGUGCCGUGAAGACACAUAUCAUAAUGCCACAGCAUACAGACCAGUUACAGCUCUCCUGCCCUACUGCUGCAUUCUGUUCUGCCAUCCCAAAGUCUGAAAUAUUUCACAGGAUGACACAGCCCCAGAGAUUGUAAGCCUAUCUUCUUUAAAGGCACAUGCAAUAAAAUCAUUUUAAAAAACUAAUAAACUCUCAUAUUUACCCUAGUCAUAAAAAUGCCAAAGUUUAGAUUGUCACACUAGCUCAAAAAAUUCAACUUAGUAAAUCAAGGUAAAAAGCAAGCUAACCAAUAGUCAGAAAUGUUCUAACUUAAGUUUGUGUGUGUGUGUGUGUGUGUGUGUGUGUUUGUUUACAUG